CUACAUUCUAUUUCUAUUAAAAUUAGCCAACUGACUAACCUGGACAGUUUCACUACGAGCUAACUUGACAACGUCAGCCAUGUCCGUGUGCGACUACAGUUUACUCUGUAAUUUCCCGAAGUGCCGAGCCAAGCUGAGCGGGUUCGCCUGGACGACGGCCUGUUCUCACAUCUUCUGUGAUCAGCACGGCUCUGGAGAGUUCAGCCGGACCCCUGCCAUCUGCCCUGCUUGUUCCUCUGCGCUGUCUGGCAAAUUGGACAUUGUACGCACAGAGCUUUCUCCCUCUGAGCAGUACAAGACGAUGGUUUUAGUCGGAUUACGGCCUGAGACAGUUCUGGAUAUCAGUCAUCGAGCGCUGGCGUUUUGGACCUAUCAGGUAAACCAAGAAAGGCUGCUGAUGGAGUACAGCUUGUCUCGGGCUGAGAUACAAGUCGCGCAGAUGGAGACGGUGAUGGCGCAGCAGAACCAGACCAGAGAGCUCGAGAUGAAUGCCCUGAGAGAGGAGAUUAUAUCACUAAACAAGAGGGUGGAGGAGUAUAAGUGCAAGUACAGUGAAGUUUCAGAGCUUCUGACAAAGAAAAAUAGACAGUACCAAAAGCUUCAAGGGCUGUUUGAGGCAUUGCGGUUGCGGACCAUGUCGCCUGUUGAAAGAGAUGGACUGCACCAUGCCUCCCAGGCUUUCACCACAGGGUUGGUUAGACAGCACUCUCUUCAAAGCAGUCCUCCUUUUCUGGCUGUGAGACCAGAGGUUGAUAGGCUGUUCUCUUUAGAACCAGAGAGCUUCAAAAGUUUUUUCCAGUUUAACUCUCCACCAAGAGAGAAAGGUCAUUCCUUCAUCAAGAAACACUAA
Molecule: messenger RNA, 850 nt
Organism: Pygocentrus nattereri (red-bellied piranha)
Lineage: Eukaryota; Metazoa; Chordata; Actinopteri; Characiformes; Serrasalmidae
Product: E3 ubiquitin-protein ligase CCNB1IP1
Exons: 5
Coding region: 80-850 (256 amino acids)
Biological process (GO): reciprocal meiotic recombination
Cellular component (GO): synaptonemal complex
Molecular function (GO): ubiquitin protein ligase activity
Source: RefSeq, a predicted model, not a curated record